This is a messenger RNA of Prorocentrum cordatum, 2230 nucleotides long. The record is from the annotation of a GenBank genome assembly. Lineage: Eukaryota; Dinophyceae; Prorocentrales; Prorocentraceae.
AGCUUUUGUGGCUUAAGCCAGGCGUGGCUCAAGCCAAGUUUUGGGUUUCCAGAGUGGUGCGAUGUGUCGCGCGCGAUAUGCCGCCAACCCUUUAUCGAAUUGGGUUCAAUGUUGGUCUCUGGGCCCUGGGCGGGGUCUUGCCGUUGAGGACCACGGCAGCCGCCAGCCCAUCUAAAUGGGACGUACUGCAAGGCAUCAUCCAGGAGGCCGGAGAGGCAUUGGAAAGAGCGAGCCAAAGUGAUAAUGGUUCAAACGACGGUUUGUUGCCAGUUAUGAAGCGACUUCAGGAGGCCGUCGAGAAGGUGCCACCCGGAGAGGACGAAACCGAUACAAGCAUGAUUGAAACGAGGGUGCAUAAUUUCCCAAGGCUUUUGGACAGAGCGUGCCAGCGAAUGUUAGGCGGAUUGGAACGACAGCUUUAUCACGCUGUGAAGACCUUUCCGAGAGACAAGUUGCGCAAGCGGACUACGCGCAGCGGGCAGAGUUAUAUCGGCUUAUGUUGGAAUCCAGGCACCGCGAGAGCAUCCCACGUGUUGGCUCAUGGUUGACAGACGUAGCAUCUGGCCGCCGAUUCAAAGAUUGGGGAGGGCCCCCAACAGGCAUCAGCAAACAUUUCGGCCCUGUGCGGAAAUCUUUCGCGGUUGACAGGAUCGCCAGCACCGAGGUAAGUAAGUUCAGGGCGAACUACCAGGGACAAUUGCCUGUGGUUCUAACGGGGCUGGCAGAGACCUGGCCCGCCCGGAAAAAGUGGACCCUGGAUUAUCUGAAGGACAAAAUCGGACGUGCAGUAGUCAAGGCCGUUUUCCCAGAGAGGUCAGACGGGUGGGUAAACGAGAUCGCCGUCUUCAACAUGGAGACAUUCGAUUGUUCAGCGUUCCCCCGGGGGAAAAGCAGGAACGACCUUCUGCAUCUUGUGGGUAAGUGGGCUAUUGUGCGUCCGCCUUCCGCGCAUGCGCGGCUGGCCGACGUUUUGUCGGCAAUGUCGAACAGUAGCGGAGAGGUCCCCAUCUAUGUGAACCAGCUCAACAUGUUUGAAGGUUUGGAGCCGCUUCUUGAAGAUCUAGGAGAUUUGCGUAUUCAUGAGUCGCAUGCCCGUGAGCCUCAGCAUGCCAAAGAUCUAUUCGUGACUAAUGCAGUAGCUGUUGUCGGCCUGCACUACGACAACGACGACAACUUCAUCACUGUUUUGAAAGGAACUAAGGAGAUUUUAUUGUAUCCCCCAGGAGAACACAGGCGUGUAUACAACAAUCCUCUCGUGAAUCUGUUGGUGGACUUUUCCCCCGAGGCGAGACGGAAGCCGUGCCAUUUCAUCGUGUCGAGUGCUUUCAACAAGAACCAUUGUGAGGUGAACGAGAUGCAACCAGAUGUCGAGGGAGGGCACCCGAUGUAUGCCAAGGCUAAUGGAACUUCUCUCACCGUACACGCAGGCGAAACAGUCUACAUACCGGCAAAAUGGUUCCAUGCAGUCAGGACCGUACCUGCUGCAGAUGGCGGCUAUGCGUUGGCCGCCAACGCAUGGCUCCCUCCACCACCAGCGAGAGCUCGAGAGAAGAAGAUCGCUAAUGCUGCGAGAAAGCGCAGCGCCAAGAAGCGGGAGCUGUGACUGAGUUUUAUCUUGGUUGAAGGAUUGAUCUCCUUCCUGCCCAGGCCCUCCCCCCCCCGAGACGCGUUCACGACCGCGCGGCAGAAGGCGCAGAGACCCUUCGCCCUCUGCCGCGCGUCGUCCCUCCUGCCUUCUUUGUUUUGCCAGGCUUCCAGCCAAGCUUCCACCAGGCGUCUUUUGCCAUCAGGCUUCCAUCAGGCUUCCUUGCUUCCAUUCGGCUUCCUUUGCUCGGCGGCGUCUUUUGCCUUCAGGCACAUGCCGCUUGCCAAGACAAAUCUGCGCCCAAUCGCUCGAUCUCGUUUAGUCGCGUCAGCUCGAAGCUGUCCAGCGUUUAGAUGUUAGUAGCGCAUGCACCUAUGGUUUCUCCAGACGGGAGGAUUCGACGUCCAGCACGAAAAAAACAAUCCAUCGUCUUGCCGUUUCAUGUUUUGCGCGUAGUUGUUGUUCAUGUGUGUUUGCUCAUUGAUACGCACACCGUGGAUGUGGCAAGAAGCUGGCGGGCGCAAGACGUGCCAGCAGGGCCCGUGUUAGCCAAAUGGACCUGCCAACCAGAUGGUGGUGUUCGUGAGGUUGUUUGCUUUUCGAGCGGCUGCGCCGAAAAAGUGCUACCAUCUUUGCUGAGCGAUA